This is a messenger RNA of Microthlaspi erraticum, 1416 nucleotides long. The record is from the annotation of a GenBank genome assembly. NCBI's taxonomy places the organism in Eukaryota, Viridiplantae, Streptophyta, Magnoliopsida, Brassicales, Brassicaceae.
AUGAACGUCCCACCAACGGUUUACCGUUGUUCCACCAAUGAUGCUUUUGACCAUACAGUCAUAGCAGGCGGAGACGGUGGCAUAUGGAAAUCGGAGAGCGUCAGCGGUGCUUCCACGUCGUUUGUUCGUGGUGGGCAACAAGACUCGGGUACAAACUGUGGGAAGCCGUCUGCGUUUGGCGGCAUCCCAAUUCCGAAUACAGGACCGUCUCAAGGUAACCAUAGCGGUUUAGGUGGUCAGACAAACGCGGGUUCUGAAGGGGUUCCGAUGCCCACCUGUGGACGAAAAUCUUCCGGAUAUGGUCCAAACCCAGGCCACAUGGACGCACUCCUGAUGGCACCUCAUCCACGUGUACAGGGAACGGUGUACUCGAGAACGUGUUCACACAUAGAAACCUUGGUUCAAUCGACGACGAGGAAUUCGGUAUCCCUCCCCUGUUUGACGAUUUGCAGUACGAGUGUGCCGAUAUCCCCGAUCUCGACAUUGACGAAAUGGGUGGGGAGGUCCGUGUGGGGAAAGUUUACUCCAGUUAAGUACUGCGGCUACUAUGAAAUUAAGAAAGCAAACCUACUGCACACUUGCUGCAUAGAGACUAGGAGUUUGUUCAAGCAAAAAGCUUCUUCCCGUGUGAUUGCCACUGUCUUCAAAGCCAAAUAUGGGGAUCCAAUAAAAUGGCCACGCGCAGCAGAUUUACAACAACUUGUUCUCGAGGAGCUUCGAGUUGCGGCAUCCUAUAUGAAGUGUUACAGGGCAAGAGAGGGACUGUCGCUUUUGGUUACUGAGAAAGAUGACCAUGGCUAUGAUCGGUUCUUGUACCUCUUCCUCUCCUUUGGUGCUUCGAUUAGGGGUUUUAGGAGUCUAAGACACGUUAUUGUCAUCGAUGGGGCUCAUCUCGGUAGUAAAUUCCAGGGCACUCUCCUCAUUGCUAGCGGCCAGGACGCAAACUUCCAGAUAGAUGCCGCUUGCAUAGUGCACUUAGCUAGGAACGUUACUGGACGUUACAAGAGUAAAGGGCUAGCGAAGAUGGUUGUAAGCGUAGCUUUUGCAUAUCGCAUUGGAGCUUUUCGAAAAAUCUACAACGACAUUAGGACCGCGAGUCCGGAUUGUGCUAGGUAUUUGCAUAAAAUUGGUAUUGCUCACUGGUCUAGAGCUCACUUCCCGGGCGAGAGAUAUAACUUGAUGACCAGUAACGCAACUGAGCAAUUGAACAAGGCGUUGAGGGGUGGCAGAAAUUCACCAAUACUUGAGCUGCUCAAAUUCAUACAAGAUAUGAUGACAAGGUGGUUCAACGCUAGGAGGAAGAAGUCGCAGAAACACACGGGGAUGUGUACGCCGGAGGUGGACAAGGUCUUGACAGCCAAUUUAGAGGCUUGCAAGGGCAGUAGGAUCAACAUGGUAUCCAGCUGGGCAGUAUAG